AAACAAUGGGCAGGAAAAAGCCACGUUGACGGAGUCGUCAGUAGCGUGCGUUGUUUUUCAGGCAGGAAAACAGAAGGAUUGGUUUUAUUUGGAAGGAGACGACUCUUCGGGAGAUGCGUUUGACACCACUCAACCCCAGUCAUGUCAUCGCCACCCAAAGAGAAGAUCGAGACCAAAGCUGGACAUCCGCCUGCUGUUAAAGUAGGAGGCAUGAGAAUAGUUCAGAAGCACCAGUCGGAAGUGCCUGAAAAGAAGGAUGAUAAAGACAGUAAAGAAUAUGAGACCGAGAGCCCACCAAAGAUGCCUGUGGUGGUCUCAGGAGUUGUCACUAAGGGUGAUAAAGACUUCACCCCCGCUGCUGCUCAGGUGGCCCAUCAAAAACCUGUUCCUGCAGUGCAGAAGCUGCCUACAGCCCAUCACAUCAACCAGCACAUCCAUCAGCCCCGCAAGUGAGCCUGCACCCCGCCCCAGACCACCGCCGGCACCACACAGGGCCAAGUCCGCACCACCCCAAACACCCUCUCAGGUUGCCCCGGGAAGCAUUCCAUAUCCCCCCACCCCACAAAUCUGUGCCUGCAAAUGUUGUUCAUCACCAGUACCAUAUUAAGCGUUCCUUUUUUGCCCUUUUCUGUCUUGUAGAUCAUUGCAACACUAAAUUUAAAAGGCUCAUUUGCAGAUCACUAAUUCAGAACAUGUUUAAUCUAUGGGUCUAUUUCAUGAGGGAAGCAUGGAGCUGCAUUUUAUUGUAAUUUUGUUUUACAUAGUUCCUGAGAUAUGUAAAUUGUAUAAAUCGUUUUUUUGAAGUUGGUGAAUGUUGUAUAUUAGGCAUUAGGGAAUAGGUCUGGCUGUCUGAAUAAAACGUUAAUAUAAAACAAACGUAUGCUUUUUUGUUGUUCUAA
Molecule: messenger RNA, 899 nt
Organism: Triplophysa rosa
Lineage: Eukaryota; Metazoa; Chordata; Actinopteri; Cypriniformes; Nemacheilidae
Gene: dap
Product: death-associated protein
Exons: 4
Coding region: 142-453 (103 amino acids)
Biological process (GO): apoptotic signaling pathway; cellular response to amino acid starvation; negative regulation of autophagy
Molecular function (GO): death domain binding
Source: RefSeq, a predicted model, not a curated record